CAGUAAUCUGUGCUGUCACUGGAAAAUUUAAUCUGAAAUAGUUUUAUGAGGACGUGGAACUAGUCUUCUGUCUGAAUAUCUAAUACUUAAACUGGAAGAAGACUACUCAGUGAUGGACGUUUCUUCUAUAUAUUAAUGAUGUUGGAAAUGGCUGUGGUACAUUACUGUGUGAGGAGAUAAAUACACACUUUCAACAUGAAACAGCCAGUGCUAGAAACUCAGAUAGACUUCAAUGGACACCAACAAUUAGUUCCUGAGAAAUGGAAGUCAGAUAGUCCAGAUUUGGUCGCAGAUCAAAACCAAGCAAUAUUAUUGUCACACAGAAAAAUUAUAAGGAGAUGGAAUCGACUGUCCCGCCUGCAAAGGUCUAUAUUUUCAGCACUAUUCCUAAUAAUAGCAGCUAGUGUAAUAUUGUUUUACUCUUCGAAGGUGAAUACGACAGAUUUAUAUAAGAAUGGUGAUAGUAAUAUAAUUAUGGAACCAUUAAAAAACGUGUCACUAGUCAAUGAACCCAUUGCGAACGAUGGUCAACUUAAGAAGGCUGCUGAAGGUGAUCCGAAUGAAAGACCUAUUUUUACAGGGCCGUCGAAUGCGCGUCAAUAUGCUGUAGUAGAGAGUUUUAAACAUGCAUGGAAAUCAUAUAAGGAACAUGCUUGGGGACAUGACAAUUUGAAGCCACUUUCCGGGAUGGCUUUUGAUUGGUUCUCACUGGGGCUUACUAUUGUGGAUGGGCUGGAUACGGCCUACAUUAUGGGUUUGACUGAAGAAUUUGAGGAGGGGAAGCAAUGGGUUAAGAAUGAAUUAAUAUUUACAAAAAGUAAAGAUGUAAAUUUCUUCGAAGUCACAAUCAGGGUGUUGGGCGCUUUACUCACUAAUUAUCACUUUACUCAAGACGAAAUGUUUCUCAAUAAAGCUAAAGAUCUGGGUGAUCGUCUGAUGGCAGCAUUCUCAUCACCAUCUGGUAUACCAUACUCGGAUGUCAACCUUGGCACCAAGACUGCACACGCGCCCGAGUGGUCCCAUUAUAGCACCACGGCUGAAGUUACCACAGUUCAGUUGGAGUUCAGAGAAUUGUCUAGAGCCACCAAUGACCCUGUUUAUGAGGAUGCAGCCGCUGCAGUGUCGGAGAAAAUACACCAGUUACCAAAGAAACAUGGUUUGGUGCCAAUAUUCAUCAAUCCAAAUACUGGUCAGUUCCUACCACACGCCACCAUCACGCUUGGCGCCCGAGGAGACAGCUAUUACGAAUAUUUGCUCAAACAGUGGCUGCAGACUGGAAAAACUAUCAAUUACUUAUUGGAUGACUACAUGACUGCUAUUGAAGGGGUCCGGGAGUUCCUAGCCAUGCGCUCAUCCCCAAACAAGCAUUUGUUUAUUGGUGAACUGUCAGCUGGUUCAGAGUCUUUCAACCCGAAGAUGGACCACUUGACCUGCUUCCUGCCUGGUACAUUGGCGCUCGGCCAUGCCAACGACCUCCCCGACUGGCACAUGACCAUGGCUGAGGAGUUACUCUACACAUGUUACCUCACAUAUGCAGUACAUCCCACAUUCCUGGCGCCGGAGAUUACGCACUUCAAUAUGGCAAGUGCAACAAACGAUAUGUACACAAAAACAGCUGACGCCCACAAUCUGUUACGACCGGAAUUUGUCGAGAGUCUGUGGUAUAUGUAUCAGAUUACUGGCAACACUACGUACCAAGAGUGGGGAUGGCAGAUCUUCCAGAGUUUAGAGAAAUAUGCAAAAGUGCCAAACGGUUACACAUCUUUGGCCAACGUGAAAUCAGAUAAACCACUGCAACGUGACAUGAUGGAAUCAUUCUUCUUGUCGGAGACACUCAAGUACUUGUAUCUGCUGUUCAGCGAGGAUAGAUUCAUGAUCGAUCUGAAUAAGUAUGUCAUCAACUCUGAGGCUCACCCGUUACCAAUACACAAAAACUAAUAUACACUUCCAAAGAAACGUGAUAAGACCGAGUUAUAAUUCUAUUAUUUACCACGAACAUUACCGGCUCAGCGUUUUGAUAUAACAGAUUCAAUUCAAUGAAGUUUUUAUACAACAGGACAAAUAAUAUAUAUGUUUUUCACUCACAUUAAAAUUAACGUUUAAUUACAUCAAAUUGAAAUCAGUGUGAUUUUUACACAAAAGGACUUAAGGAAAUAAACAAUACAGUAUAAAAUAUAGAUAUAUAUCGACACGGAAAUACUUUUAAAAUAUACAGUUUUAAUAUUUUCUUGUGAUUGUGUAAUAUUGUGAUAA
This is a messenger RNA of Achroia grisella, 2253 nucleotides long. RefSeq names its product endoplasmic reticulum mannosyl-oligosaccharide 1,2-alpha-mannosidase (gene alpha-Man-Ib). Gene Ontology annotation, molecular function: mannosyl-oligosaccharide 1,2-alpha-mannosidase activity; calcium ion binding. The transcript is spliced from 13 exons. Gene Ontology annotation, cellular component: endoplasmic reticulum; membrane. Gene Ontology annotation, biological process: N-glycan processing; carbohydrate metabolic process. Lineage: Eukaryota; Metazoa; Arthropoda; Insecta; Lepidoptera; Pyralidae. The record is from RefSeq and is a predicted model, not a curated record. The coding region runs from base 196 to 1938 and encodes 580 amino acids.